This is a messenger RNA of Dovyalis caffra, 1317 nucleotides long. NCBI's taxonomy places the organism in Eukaryota, Viridiplantae, Streptophyta, Magnoliopsida, Malpighiales, Salicaceae. The record is from the annotation of a GenBank genome assembly.
AUGCCGGUGGCUGCUUCCGCGGUCUACUUCUUGAAUCUUCGAGGCGAUGUCCUCAUCAAUCGCCUCUAUCGCGACGAUGUCGGUGGAAAUAUGGUGGAUGCCUUCCGGACGCAUAUAAUGCAAACAAAAGAACUCGGCACGUGUCCUGUGCGGCAGAUUGGAGGUUGCUCUUUCUUUUACAUGAGAAUUAGCAAUGUCUACAUUGUGAUUGUUGUCAGCAGCAAUGCUAAUGUAGCUUGUGCAUUCAAGUUUGUUGUUGAGGCUGUUGCAUUGUUCAAAUCAUACUUCGGUGGGGCUUUUGACGAAGAUGCGAUCAGAAAUAAUUUUGUUUUGAUUUAUGAGCUACUGGAUGAAAUCAUGGACUUUGGUUACCCACAAAAUCUUUCUCCUGAGAUUUUAAAGCUUUACAUCACUCAAGAAGGAGUGCGCUCACCGUUUUCAUCGAAGCCUACAGAUAAACCUGUCCCCAAUGCAACUUUACAAGUCACGGGUGCUGUUGGUUGGCGCAGAGAAGGCCUUGUUUAUAAGAAGAAUGAGGUUUUUCUGGAUAUUGUGGAAAGUGUAAACCUUCUUAUGUCUUCAAAAGGUAAUGUUCUACGUUGUGAUGUAACGGGGAAGGUUCUUAUGAAGUGCUUCCUCUCUGGAAUGCCUGAUUUGAAAUUGGGUUUAAAUGAUAAAAUUGGCCUCGAGAAAGAGUCACAACUGAAAUCUCGUCCUACUAAAAGUGGCAAAACAAUUGAGCUUGAUGAUGUUACAUUCCAUCAAUGUGUAAAUUUGACGAGGUUUAACUCUGAGAAGACAGUUAGUUUUGUCCCACCAGAUGGUGAAUUUGAAUUGAUGAAGUAUCGUAUUACCGAAGGGGUUAAUCUUCCUUUUCGAGUAUUGCCAACCAUCAAGGAACUUGGUCGAACGCGCAUGGAAGUGAAUGUCAAAAUCAAGAGUGUCUUCGGUGCAAAAAUGUUUGCACUUGGGGUUGUCAUCAAAAUUCCCGUUCCAAAACAAACUGCUAAAACAAAUUUCCAAGUUACAUCUGGUCGAGCAAAGUACAAUGCUGCAAUUGAUUGCAUAGUUUGGAAGAUAAGAAAAUUUCCUGGACAAACUGAACCAACCAUGAGCGCAGAAGUUGAGCUGAUUUCGACAAUGGCAGAAAAGAAGUCUUGGACGAGGCCUCCGAUUCAGAUGGAGUUCCAGGUUCCGAUGUUUACAGCAUCUGGUUUACGCGUUCGUUUUCUGAAGGUAUGGGAGAAAAGUGGGUACAACACAGUUGAAUGGGUUCGUUAUAUUACCAAAGCAGGCUCAUAUGAGAUUAGGUGCUAG